Chara braunii is the source of this 1659-nucleotide messenger RNA. Lineage: Eukaryota; Viridiplantae; Streptophyta; Charophyceae; Charales; Characeae. The record is from the annotation of a GenBank genome assembly.
GUACGGUCUGUACGAGUUUGUGGUACCGCGCAUCGAUGACUUGCUAGAUAGAGUGAAAGGGUGUCAGUACUUCAGUAAGAUAGAUCGGAAGUCCGGGUACCAUCAGAUUGCAAUCCGGCCCGAGGAUCAACACAAAACCGCUUUCCAGACCAGGUACGGUCUGUACGAGUUUGUGGUGAUGCCUUUCGGCCUUUGCAAUGCUCCUGGCACCUUUCAGCAUGCUAUGACUCGGAUAUUUCAUGACUACUUGGAUAAGUUUGUCACCGUGUACCUCGAUGACAUACUUAUUUUUAGUAAGACUGUCGAGGAGCACGUUGCGCACUUGGACAAAGUUCUGAGUCUUCUGCGACAACACAAGUUCAAGAUCAAUGGUGAGAAGUGCGAGUUUAGCCGCACCCGUGUCUUGUACUUGGGUCAUGAGAUUUCCCCGGAGGGAUUAAAGCCCGAUGACGCAAAGGUGGCCAACAUUCGUGAUUGGCCGCGUCCUCAGCCUGUGACUGAGAUGAGGUCUUUCUUAGGGAUGACCGGCUACUAUCGCAAUUUCGUGAAGAACUAUAGCAUAGUUGUCGCCCCUUUGCCCGACCUGACUCGCCUUGACACCCCAUGGGAGUGGACGGACAAAUGCGAGGCUGCUUUCAGACAUCUGAAGCAUGCGUUGACACAUCACGAGGUCUUGAAACUUCCUGAUCCUGACAAGCCAUUUAUGACAUCAGGAAACCAUCCGGAGGCGAAUGGACAAGCAAAACAGUUGAACCGCGCUGUACAACACCUGCUGAGGCAUUACAUCAAGCCAAAUCAGGUAGAUUGGGAUGAGAAACUUGCUCUCAUUGCCAGCCUGUACAACAAUGCGAUCCACAGUGCAACGGGCAUGAAUCCGAAUAGUCUGCUAUUAACUUUUAAGCCUAGACUGCCCUUGGAUUUCUUACUACCUGAGAACCAGCCCCCUGCUGCACCUGGGACUUUAGAGUUUGUUUAUCGAUAUGAGCAGCUGAUGCAGCAGGCUGUUGAGCAGAUGCACAAAGCACAGGCGGUGAUGAUAGAAUCCGAAAACAAACACCGCCGCCCAUCCAUGUUUCAGGUAGGAGAAAGAGUCUGGGUCAAGUCCUCAGAACUGGGACAGGAGCACGGGAUCUCCCGCAAGCUCAUGCCACAGUACUUUGGACCAUGGGAGAUUCUGGAUGUUGUUGGGAACGAACCAGAUGGGCCGUCUUAUGUUGUUCGUAUCCCUGGUCACUUAUGCACUUACCCUGUUUUCCACGCCUCAAAGCUUGCACCUUUUAAGGAAACAGAUCAGUUUCCAUCUUGUCGCUCAAUGCUGCCCCCAACCAUGGAUGGAGAGGUCGACAUCGAUGAUAUUGUUGACCAUUGGGAGAUGCCAGUUUCAAGACUAACAGGCAGAGGACGUCCUCCGAAACCGAAGCUGCAGUAUCGAGUUCGGUUCAGACAUCACACUGAUCCAAAGGAGGACAGAUGGUUCACAAGGGAGGAACUGAUGCAGACCGCUCCACAGGUAGUUGCCCACUAUGAGACGUCUUUACGGAAAGGAAAGCGCCAGAUUAUCGAAGACUGAACUUCUCAGAGGACUAGCGAAGUAUGGAGGAGGGAAUGCGAGGCACAAGGCCUCGAUAAGCCCCACUGGGCCCUAUUUGCAACAGCGUC